AUGGAUAUCCAGCCAAUUAUAAAGAAAAAGACGUACAAUAAAAAGGUCCAAAUACCAGGGCAAUGUACAUUACCUAUCCGAGUCGCAACGAACAAGAUUUCUAAGCCCAAAAAAUAUUUAGAAUGUUUUAACUGUAAAGUGACCAAGACCCCACUAUGGCGUAGAACACCUGAUAGGACUCAAACACUUUGCAAUGCAUGUGGAUUAUAUUACAAACAAUACAGUUCACACAGGCCGCUACAUGUUCGACAUAAAUUAAUUCAUUCGAAACCAUUAUAUAAUAACUUUGUUGUCAAUUUACCAUCACCGCCACCAAGGCAACCAUCACCAAAGCAACAGAUGAUGGACGAAUCAAAUAUUGAAUGCAUAAAUUGUCAACAAACAAAAACACCAUUAUGGCGUAAAAAUGAACAUGGAGAACCUAUCUGUAACGCCUGUGGAUUAUAUGCUAAAUUACAUAACAAGAAUAGACCGGUCACAAUGCGUAAACCAACCAUUCAGAGAAGAAGAAGAGAUUGGGGUGAAACAAACAUGUUGAUCGAUAUGGAUAGGAAUCAGAUAGAAGGCUUCCUUGGUUUGCUUGAAUAA
Molecule: messenger RNA, 588 nt
Organism: Mucor mucedo
Lineage: Eukaryota; Fungi; Mucoromycota; Mucoromycetes; Mucorales; Mucoraceae
Exons: 1
Coding region: 1-588 (195 amino acids)
Biological process (GO): negative regulation of transcription by RNA polymerase II; positive regulation of transcription by RNA polymerase II
Molecular function (GO): RNA polymerase II cis-regulatory region sequence-specific DNA binding; DNA-binding transcription factor activity, RNA polymerase II-specific; zinc ion binding
Source: RefSeq, a predicted model, not a curated record